AUGGAAGGACCCUUUGACAACCCCCCAAACAUCACCACGCUGGAAACAUACGCGAUUAUAUAUGCCAUACACGAAGCUUCUCUGCUCACUGAACACAAUAACGCCAACAUUAAUCUCUACACCGACUCAGCCCAAGCACUUCGCAACAUGCAACACAGGUUAUUGGAGCCACAUUUACAUGAUAUCCUAAUGGACGCCUACACCCGCAACAACAACAUCAGAGUCACCCUGCGCUGGAUACCUGGCCACGCGGGUAUUGAGGGAAAUGAGCUGGCACAUCAACUCGCCCGCGAGAUCAACUUCCGGGCUCCCUCGAUCCCCUGGCCAAACCCAACGUCAGCGGACGACGCCGCAACUUACAAAAAGCAAAUAACUGAACACUACAAAAACAUUAGGGAAAACCGUACCACCCUUCCCAAACCACGCCCCUCACUUAGCACCGAACAAGCACACAUUCUCCGCGAGGUACAAACCAACACUCUCCUCACCCCGCUAAUGCUCUAA
Molecule: messenger RNA, 504 nt
Organism: Ixodes scapularis (black-legged tick)
Lineage: Eukaryota; Metazoa; Arthropoda; Arachnida; Ixodida; Ixodidae
Exons: 1
Coding region: 1-504 (167 amino acids)
Molecular function (GO): nucleic acid binding; RNA-DNA hybrid ribonuclease activity
Source: RefSeq, a predicted model, not a curated record